This is a messenger RNA of Coffea eugenioides, 1147 nucleotides long. Its product is annotated as probable aquaporin TIP3-2. Bases 260 to 1045 code for a protein of 261 amino acids. Gene Ontology annotation, molecular function: water channel activity. Gene Ontology annotation, biological process: water transport; transmembrane transport. NCBI's taxonomy places the organism in Eukaryota, Viridiplantae, Streptophyta, Magnoliopsida, Gentianales, Rubiaceae. The record is from RefSeq and is a predicted model, not a curated record. The transcript is spliced from 3 exons. Gene Ontology annotation, cellular component: membrane.
UCCUUGGUCUCGUUCAGUCUUCCCUCUUUCUUUCUUUUCCCAUUACCAGCCUUGGCUUGAGAGGCGGCUGCUUGUAGCAGAAAUCCCAUUACCACCUUUUUAUUCAUCACAUAAUUCAAAAAUUUCAACAAGAAAGUAUUAAACAGUUACUAUAUACAUGAGCAGCGAGUCUGGUAGAUGAGUGUGAAAGCUGUAGCCUAGUGCUGGAGAGGAUUGCCUGAUCAGAUUUUGGUUUAACUAAUCAUCCAUCUUGAGAUUAAUGGCUAUGAGACCACGUAGGUAUGCAUUUGGGGGCACGGAAGAGGCCACCCACCCGGACUCCAUGAGGGCCACCUUGGGUGAGUUUUUGUCCACCUUCAUCUUCGUCUUCGCGGGUGAAGGCUCUUUGCUUGCUCUUGAUAAAAUGUACAGGGAGACGGCCUUGGAAGCAUCCGGGCUGGCGGUCGUUGCACUAGCCCAUGCGCUUGGUCUCUUUGCGGCAGUGGCCGCUAGCAUGAACGUCUCCGGUGGACAUGUCAAUCCAGCUGUCACCUUUGGUGCUCUAGUCGGUGGAAGGGUCUCCUUUGUUCGGGCGCUCUACUAUUGGGUAGCUCAGCUUUUGGGCGCCGUUGUCGCCUCCCUUUUGUUAAGGAUCGCGACCGAUGGCAGGAGACCGAUGGGGUUCUCGGUGGCAGCUGGAGAAGGGAACUUGAAUGCACUUCUGAUGGAGAUAAUUCUGACAUUUGGACUAGUUUACGUAGUUUAUGCGACGGCUUUUGAUCCGAAAAGGGGCAGCUUGGGCACCAUUGCACCUCUUGCUAUCGCGUUCGUCUUGGGGGCUAACAUACUGGUGGGAGGGCCGUUCGAAGGAGCAUCGAUGAACCCUGCGAGGGCCUUCGGGCCAGCUUUGGUGGGGUGGAGAUGGAGGAACCAUUGGAUCUACUGGCUGGGACCUUUUGUUGGUGCGGCUCUUUCUGCCCUAAUUUACGAGUACGGUAUCAUACAUGAUGUAGAUCAGCCUCCACACCACCCCCACCACCAGCCAUUGGCGCCAGAAGAUUACUAGUGCCGGUAGUAUUUGCAAAUGAGCUUUGAGCAUUUGUUAAUAAACUCGAGAGUGGUUGUAACUAUGGCAUUGUUAUGUUGUGGUCGUUUUUGUUGUGCUCUA